GGGAAAAAGAGGGAGGAGGGAGGGGCUGGGCAACAGCAGCGGCCGGAGGGGAUCCCAAGCUGUAACUCAACACCCGCCUUUGGAGAGAUCCGUCCUUUCUCCUCCCUCCCAGACUUCGGGACUGAGCCCAGAACCGCCGAGGAGGAGGAGGGAGAGGAGGAGGAGGAGGAGAGUAACUGGGAAAGAAGCUGGAGGAAAGAAGCCAGCGAGACGGAGAGAAAAAGGAGGGACCGGACCGAGGGGGACAGGGGGAUUUCGUUGGGGAGCAAUCUGGGGCCUGCGGGGCGCCAAGCGGAGAGUGGAGGAGAAAGCCGGCUGCGAGGGGGUGCGUGCGUGUGACUGGGUUUGUGCAAAUUGGUGAUUGUGUGUGUUUGUUUGUGUGUGUGGUGGGGGAGGGAGGACUGCGAGAAGUAGCGAGCUUUGGGCCCUAAAGUGAACGGGAGGAGGUGAGCGGUGUAUUGUUGCGCUAAGCGUGUGUGAGAGCCAUGUGUUUUUGUGAAGGCGAAAGGGGGCCGUGUUAGAGGGAGCGUGUGUCGGGGGCGGGGGGGGGGGCCUGCGUGGUGUGUGUGAGUUAGUGUGUGGCCACUGCGUGUCCUGGGGGAGGCCUGCCGGACCUGUGGAUUCAGGGGUCAGUUGUUGGCGCCUCGAGACCCUUGGCUCCAGCCCUUCGACGAUUUCGCCAACUGGCCCAGAGGUGAAGAGGCCUGAGGAUCGCAGGGCCCCUCUCCGAAGCUCCCCCGCCCCCGGAUCCCUGCACCCGGUGCCGCCUUUCUCCUCCGCCUAACUUCGCCCGACGGCCUCCUCUGCCCCUCCACAUGGGACCUCAGCACCAAACCGCUGGGCCGGAGAGCCAGGGCCCCGGGGGUCCCGCGGGAGCGGCCUGAGCCCCGUGGAUGAAGACCCUCCCCCCAACACACACACAUACACCUCCCCGGCUCCGUCUGCCCACCCCCGGGGGGCUUCUCGAGCGCUCCGCUUCCCCCAGCCCCCCUGGGGGAGACCCCUAGACGUGGUGCUGAAACUUCCGCGGACUCCGCAGCCGAGUGCCGAGGAGGAGGAGGAAGAGUGAGGGGGGCACAGCCCCAAGGACGGGAAUAUGGCCGUGUCGGCCCAGCUGGCCCGGGCGCUGUAUGACAACACUGCCGAGUCUCCAGAGGAACUGUCCUUCCGCCGGGGGGACGUGCUGCGGGUGCUCCAGGGAGAGGGCGCCGGCGGACUGCGAGGCUGGUGCCUCUGUUCCCUGCAUGGCCAGCAGGGCAUCGUGCCUGCCAACAGGGUGCGGCUUCUGCCCUCCAGCCCCACCCCGGAUCCCGGCCUCUACCGGGUGCCUCCCGCCCGCCCCGAGCCCUCCAACCCGUGCCCGGGGGCUGGCGAAACUGAGCAAGAGGUGUAUGUCGUUCCCCCACCCGCCCGGCCCUGCUCCGCUUUGGGACCCCCGCCUGGACCCUGCCCACCCUCCCCCGAAACCAUCUACAAGGUCCCCAGGGACCCGGCCGGAGACGCGACCCUAGAGGUGUACGACAUCCCUCCGUCGGCACUGCGGGGGCCCGCCAGCGGCCCCUACGACGCCCCCGCGCCCUUCUCCCGGCCCCUGGCCCGCGUGGCCCCCCAGACCCCUUCGGGGGAGGACGCCCCCUACGACGUGCCCCCUGCUCUGAAGCCACCUCCCGAGCCGGACCUGGAGCUGGAGGGAGGCCGGGAGCCAGGACCCCCCGUCUACGCCUCCCCCUCCAACCUGAAGCGGGCAUCGGCCCUGCUCAACCUCUACGAGGCCCCCGAGGAGCUGCUGGGCGAGGCCACGGGCAGUGAGGACGGCAUCUACGACGUGCCCGUGCUGGGCCCCGAGGAGCCCCCGGCCCCCGCUCUCCCUCCGCCCCCCUCCCCCAGUGACCUGGAGACUCUAACUCUACUCCUGGCCCGGAGUCCGCCCCCACCGCCCAGGCCCCGGCUGCCCUCCGCCGAGAGCCUGUCCCGGCGCCCGCUGCCCGCUCUACCGGUCUCUGAGCCCGCCGCCCCCUCCCCGGCUCCCUCGCCCGCCUCUGGCCGCAAGGGGAGCAUCCAGGACCGGCCUCUCCCCCCGCCCCCGCCCCGCCUGCCCAGCUACGGGGGCCCCAAGGCGGAUGGAGACGGGGAGAGGAGGGAGGGCGAGGGCGGGGCGGGAGCCGCCGCGUCCAACGAAUACGAGGGCAUCCAGCUGGGCGAGGAAUACGACUAUGUCCACCUCAAGCAGGGAGUCAGUAAGGAUCAAGGGCUUGCUGAGCUUGCGGAAGUUUCCCUCCCCGAGGAAUCUGAACUGCUGCUGCCCGAGAGCCUGUUGCAGAAGGAGCAGGAAGCAUUCUCCCCCGGGGAGCCCCUGGCCCUGCCUGCGGGGGACCUCCAGCUGCUGCAUUUCUACGCGGGGCAGUGCCGGGGCCACUACGCCGCGCUCCGGGCGGCCGUGGCGGCCCUGCUGGCCAGCGCCCACGCCAACCAGCCCCCGCGCCUCUUCGUGCCGCACGGCAAGCGGGUGGUGGUGGCCGCUCACCGCCUGGUGUUCGUGGGGGACACGCUGGGCCGACUGGCGGCCUGCCCUCUGCGGGCCCGGGUCGGGGCCGCGGGGGCGGCGCUGGGCCAGGCGCUGCGGGCCACCGUGCUGGCGGUCAAGGGGGCGGCCCUGGGCUACCCCUCCGGCCCCGCCGCCCGGGAGCUGGCCCAGUGCGUGGCCGAGCUGGCGGACCGGGCCCGGCACUUCACCGGCCUGCUCGGCGGCCUGGCCGGCUGAGGACUGACCCCGGCCUUCUGGACCACCACCGCUCCCUGCUCCUCAGGGGGCCUGGACCCCCGAGGGGCUCUCCCUCCCUGGGGUCUCCCUGAUCUCUCUGCCCUGCAAGGAGGGGGAGGGGCCCUUCUCAUUCCCUGUCAAUCAUCUCCUUAUGGACUCUCCCCCUCCCCACCAGCAGCUUUUUGUACAAGCCGUUUUGUAUAAAUUAUUUAUAUUUAAUAUUAUUCCAGUUGUCCAGAGGAAGGCCCUGCGAGCCCUAUUUUAGGAGGAAGAGUGACCUCCCCUCCCCAUCCCCGAAACCCAGCCCCGUCCUGUGAGCUGUGGAAUCAAUGAGGGCCCUCUUCCCCCCCGGGGAAGUUUGGGGUCCCUUGGUCCACGGAGCCUCUGCGCACAGCGCCCCCCAAAGCGGAGGGGGGAGAACCAGAGAGGCUGAGGAUGG
This is a messenger RNA of Ornithorhynchus anatinus (platypus), 3200 nucleotides long. RefSeq names its product embryonal Fyn-associated substrate (gene EFS). Gene Ontology annotation, molecular function: protein binding. NCBI's taxonomy places the organism in Eukaryota, Metazoa, Chordata, Mammalia, Monotremata, Ornithorhynchidae. Gene Ontology annotation, biological process: cell migration; cell surface receptor protein tyrosine kinase signaling pathway. Gene Ontology annotation, cellular component: plasma membrane; focal adhesion; cytoplasm. The record is from RefSeq and is a predicted model, not a curated record.